AGUAUAGCCUGUUUGCAGUCAUGUUUAUUGAAGUUUAUCGGUUGCUUUUCACCGGGCGGAAUAUUUAUUAUGAGUACAUAGUUUGAUGCUCCUUGAAAAGGUGGCAUUUGGAAAUUUCUUUAUCAGAGUCAAGCAUAGAUUUUAGAAGACUUAAAUUAACCUUCAGAAGCUGAAUUGUACUACUAAAUAUGCGUGAAAUGUUUCAGAAUCUUCAUAAAAACGAAUUCCGCACGCAAUUGACCACAAGUUAGUGAAUAGGUUAGAAGAUACUUCACUUUUCAACUUCGUAUUUGUAAAAAAAAAAAUAUAAUACUCAAGAAUGGACUUCAAAGAAUCUGACAUUAAAGAUCUUGCCAGCAAGGAUCAUGAAGUUCUAGGUUCAGAUUUUUGCUCUGGAUAUACUGACGUAUUUGGAAAGUGGAAUACUGGCUUCGAGUGUCCACGCAUGCGCAGUGGUGAAACUGUCUACUGUUGUGGAACUGUUCUAUAUAAAUACUGCUGCACAAGAAAGGAACAUAAUACUGGACCUGGCAUCAGCCAGUCUGUAAUUCUGGGUACAACACUGGGCUCGGUAGUUGUUCUCAUCCUCGUAGCUGUGGUUUCAUGUCUUGUGUGCAGGAAAUGCCCCCCUUACAGACGAGCUCAUCCUUCUAUUAAUGGAGGACCAUUCUACAAUCUUCAUUGCAGCAGCACGACAAGCGGUAUGACUAACUUGUAUUCUGGACAGACGACAGCCUCUACAACUCCUCAUGACAACGCACACAUAAUGAUAGAUAUGGAUGCUAUGAAUUUGCAUAGAGCAUCCACUCUACAGAUGUCAAGAAUGGGGCUGAGAUACGACGCUCCGUCGGAUCCCCCACCGCCUUACAACGAGCAACAACCCAUGAAUGGUGAUGCAGUGCCAAUGACAAUAAAUACUAUUCACGAUAGGGUUUCGUCUUCAGACGCUUGUGGUGGAGUUGUUAAUUCAGAACUACUGCAUAUGAAACCCUUACAUUCUGCACAAUCUGAAUUUCAAGAGGAGUCACACAACUCCCCGAAAUUCUGACAUCACGUCAGCAUAUAUUAAACUUUGCUUGUGAAUUGUAAAAAACAAAAACAAAAAAAAACAUCAACAUUGCUUAAAAUAGAACUGUGUAUGCAUUCGUCAACGCAUAUUUUUCUAUAUUCAUCCGAAAUCAGGCUUGGUGGUAAAUAUGUAACAAGACUGUAGACAAUUUGAAGAACCUAUAACUAUGAACGAAGUGUUUUCUAAUUUUCAUGUCAUUGUUAUGUAAACUUUGAUCAAAUCAAAAAGGGCUUGCAAUAAAAUAGAAA
This is a messenger RNA of Uloborus diversus, 1317 nucleotides long. Its product is annotated as protein shisa-like-2B. The record is from RefSeq and is a predicted model, not a curated record. The coding region runs from base 320 to 1048 and encodes 242 amino acids. The transcript has 7 exons. NCBI's taxonomy places the organism in Eukaryota, Metazoa, Arthropoda, Arachnida, Araneae, Uloboridae.